GAGAGGUGCCUUAUAACUGGGGACUUGGAAGUCCCCCGCGCGUGAACUCGGCGCGGGGCGCGGCGCGGAGCGGAGUGGCCGGGCUGCGGGGGGCUCGGCUCGGCUCGGCAUAGCUCGGCUCGGCUCUGCUCUCCUCUCCUCUCACACGCAGCCAUGGAGUUGAACUCUCUGUUAAUUCUCCUGGAAGCGGCCGAGUACUUGGAGAGAAGAGACCGAGCGUUCCUGCAAAGGAGGAAAAAAAUGCAUGGAAAAAAUAUAUUGCCACUAAUGCUGACUUUGUCCCUAGAAGCAGAACAUGGCUAUGCAUCAGUGUUACCCUUCGAUAGUGACUAUUCCAGAAAGAAAACAAAGGCAGGCUCCAUGGCCAGAAAGUCCCCGAAUAACAGGUACGGCAGCGAGACGGUACCGAAGUGGGCUCGACCCGAUGCUGGAGCCCGGCCAACGCGUGCCGCUGUCACACCGCGUGGCCCGUGGUGGCCGUCGCCUGCCUCGUCGUGCCGUCGCCUGUUGUGUUGUUUUUUUUUCCCCGCAGCGCUACCUGUGCUGCGAUGGCAUUAGAGGAGGGCGGCUGCGCGCAGGCUCUCUGCAGCUUUGUUUGCUGCUCCGGCAGUGGCUGUGUACGUGCAGGAGGCUGUCUUACGGGGACGGUGCCGGCCCCCGCCUGGGAACUCCUCCAGCCCUCGCUCUGCUGCUCUGCUCCGCGCUGCUCGGCUCUUCCAGUGCUGUUCCGGAGUCGCUGUGCCCGGCUGGGCCUGGCCCCACCGCCGGCUCCGCUGGGCACGGUGCUUCCUCUGGAAUAGCCUAAGGUGAACUCCGCUUGCACGUGACUUGUUUUGCAAAGCGGCUGUGAGCUCGGUGGGCCCGCGCUGCUCUCGCUCCCCUAGCAGGGAUCCUGCAGGGUGCCCGAGAUGCAGACUGAAAUCAGAAGCUGGCAGCUGAAUCCCUGGGAAGGCAGAGCUGGCCCCCUGCUCCUGCCCACCUCAGCUUCUAGAGGAGGCUGCUUGUUCCCUGUCCCCUGCUGUAUGUCAGGCACACGCUGCUGCCUUCUCACUGCAGCACUCGGUCGUAGUUUUGGGUUCAGUUGAAUUCUUUGUCUCAUUUCAGAGUAUGGAGAUCUCAGUUCAUUUUAGAGAGUCAUCAGGAGUGGGAGAUGUUUCCUGAGACUCUGCUCCUGGAGAUUUCUAGCUUUUUACUCACAAAGGAUUCUGACUGCCUCUUGAAACAAAUUCACGGUUAAUGAAUUUAAGGGCUCCUAGGAUUUCCCACCGCAAAGCGCUCGUUGCACCUUAGGGACUGUUUGUGUCUCAUGAGUUUGGGAAAGCUGUUUACUUAGAGAGCUAUUAUUCCAUCGUUUCCUU
This is a messenger RNA of Meleagris gallopavo (turkey), 1358 nucleotides long. Lineage: Eukaryota; Metazoa; Chordata; Aves; Galliformes; Phasianidae. The record is from RefSeq and is a predicted model, not a curated record.